This is a messenger RNA of Danio rerio (zebrafish), 3647 nucleotides long. The record is from RefSeq and is a predicted model, not a curated record. NCBI's taxonomy places the organism in Eukaryota, Metazoa, Chordata, Actinopteri, Cypriniformes, Danionidae.
UGUCGUGUGCACGCGAGCUGCGCUGCCAGUACUGCAGUCCACAAUGUUUUUCUGCGUCCGCAGCUCUGCUGAGUUUCACCCUCCAGAGCGCAGCAACAACAGACGAGAGACGGAGAGCGAAAGAAAGAAAGGAGAAAACAUUGUUUGGCAGGGAUUGCACUCGCCUGUAGGAUCUCGGACAGAUUGAGCAGAGCUCGAGGCUUUACUGCGACCACAACAUCUCGCCUGACAGUCUUUAAAAGCUGAUCAAUUUGAACCGGAAUCUGCAGUUCAUGGAGAGCUGAGAACGAGCCUGAUUUAGUCUGUGCUUUUCCUGAAAACUCGGGAAUAAGAAAUCGUGUCUGGAAUGAGAGCAGAAUUUCAAUUGGGAUUGAGGUGUUUUUCGACAAUGACAGCUUCUGUAGAGCCACUGAAUCACAGCGUGGUCUCUGUCUGGUUCUGUCAGGGCACAAUGCAGUCCGUGGUGUAUGUUUUGAAUCAAUAGAUUGUUUGUUUGGUUGUGCAGUUGUUUUUGUGCAUGUGGACGAGGAGGCAGCGUUGCUCUAACCGCUUGAGUUUUUGGCAGUGGAUGCGAAACGUGGUCUGUGUCCUUCAGGGCACAAAAGCAUCCUUGUCAGAGGCGCAGGUAAACGGAGAGGCGUUUGGUGUAAUUACUCAGCGCUGGCGUACACACUUGCACUUGUUCAAAUGCACUCGUGGGAGAUCAGUCUGUUUUCGCUCGAGUGAGAGAGUACAGUGUGUUCAGUUUGCCUUCUCGACUUAUUGUAGGUCAGUGGGUUCAUUCUUCCCAAUUUCGAACAUUUCAGACUUUCGACGUUAGCUGCAUGUGAACCAACAGACCCCAAAUAGUCAUCUUGUUUAUUUUGGAGGGUUAUUUUGGAGACUGAAGCUAGAAUUAGGGUAGGCUAAUUUUGUCCGUCGAGGCAAAGAUUUUUGAGUGGAGCGUUAUUGUAGGGUUGCGGUGAUGUUGUGCCCAGCCUCCUGCUUCCCACUCCUGAGGGAUUUGUCCCAGUUGCGAUGCCUUCUCGGUUGGCCUCGACAACGAGGUGUUUGUGUCACGGGCACAAACCGACCCGUUUGUCAUACCAAGCCACUUCCAGGAAGCAAGUAUUCCUCAGCUGGAUGUCUGCUGUCUCUUCACCACAGCGAGAAGCCAGAGCAUGAAGAAGUGUGUGAGUUUCGUCCGUACACUUGCCCGUGUCCAGGGGCCUCCUGUAAAUGGCAGGGCUCCCUGGAGGAAGUCAUGCCACAUCUCAUGCAUGCCCACAAAUCCAUUACCACCCUGCAGGGUGAGGACAUUGUCUUUCUGGCCACGGACAUCAACCUACCUGGGGCAGUGGACUGGGUCAUGAUGCAAUCGUGUUUCGGCCACCACUUCAUGCUGGUUCUAGAAAAGCAGGAAAAAUACGAAGGACACCAACAGUUCUUCGCCAUCGUGCUGCUCAUUGGCACACGGAAGCAAGCAGAGAACUUUGCCUACCGCCUCGAGUUGAAUGGCAACCGUAGGCGGCUCACGUGGGAGGCCACACCACGUUCAAUCCAUGACGGUGUUGCAGCGGCCAUCAUGAACAGUGACUGUCUUGUUUUUGAUACCUCCAUUGCCCAUCUGUUUGCAGACAAUGGCAACUUGGGUAUCAACGUGACCAUCUCUAUGUGCUGAGGUGGCAGAGUAGGACUUUUUCCUGUAAACCAAAUCUUGGACAGCCUCUGCUCUCUAUUAGACUGCAGAUUCUGAAGACAAUGGUUGGGAGAUGUAUACAUUUGUGUAUAUUUCUGUUCAAGAGUCAUCUGCUAAACCAUUGCACACUUCCCAAUUAAAAUAUAGUGUGCUAGACCGAUGGCUGGAGCUCUUCUGGAGAUGAAGAGGAGAGUGUGGAGGUGUUGGCAAUCAGUUGAAGGAAUUGGUGCAAUGGAGAUUUUCUCUUGCACGCUUCAAGGAUUCAAACACCUCAUCCUUCAGAAAAUAUCUAGGGUAAUGUUCCGGUUGUGGAUUACCACAUUUAUUCCCUGGGAUGCCCCCUGUCCGGCCCAAAAUCCAAUCUUGACUAAUGAAUCUAGUUUAAUGGAAUCAAAAUGCUAACUUGGAAAGAGUCUGGGCAUGGUGUAACAUUUGCCUCAGAAACUUAUAUAUGUAAAAAAAACUGCACUGACUACUGUGGUUUUCCUCCCAGGACAUGGAGUGGAACCAUAGCAAAUGUAUGUGGCAAUGUAAAUGGUAUCUUCUGAAUUUCAUGGUUGUAUGACUAGAUAAAACAGUGCCCAUGGUGAAAAUAAGGUGAGCAUGGUGGAAAUAAAAUUUGGCAAAAGUGACUACAUAGCCGCCAUGUUUGAUAGGCAAGAAUUUGACCUCUUCACUAUUUUCCCCCCAUUGCUUUCCUGUUUCUUUUCAAAAAAUCUAUUCUGUUGGUGUUUCAAUACAGAUGAUGACUACUCUGAAAGUUUAUUUUGGGGUCCUCUGAUAAACCUAUCCAGAGAAAAGCGGAACACUGGUACCAGCAGUAAUCAUGAUCUAAUGUCACAUCACAAAUAUCCCUUGAUAAAUGUAUAUGAUUAUUGUUUGAAGGGAUGUUUGACUUGGAAAUUCUAAAUUAGUUACCCACCCUCAUGCAGGAUGUCUCAGCUGUUCUCUUUCAAUACAUCCUAUAUAUAAGGUUUGUUGAGCUCCUAAAAGCACCAUACAUAUAGCCCAUACAACCUGUGCAGUAUAUUUUAAGUCUUCUGAAGCCAUAUGAUAGCUUUGGGUGACAGCUUAUAAUAGUUUUGCCUUUGUAUUAAACUCUUUGUAUGAAAAAGAGCAGCUUUCACAUUGUGCUGCAUGCCAUAUGGAGCUCAAAAGACAUGAGGGUGAAUGAAUUAUCAAAGAAUUUUCAUUUCCGAGUGACUUAUUACUUUAAAUGGGUGUUCAAACUGUUCUUUUUAGUCUACAUUGUCACCAAUGACUGUAUGUCAAAGAUAUAACCUGCGCACAAACAGCAAUCUGUUGUUUUACUGUUGAUGAAGUGUCAGCAUUUGACUGUUUUUGUUGUCUUUGUACUUUUCUUUCAUUGUUUCACGAUGAUCUGUAAGAUUAAGGAAAGCUUUUGUAAAUAUAAACCGCUUUAGUUUUGUUGGUAUCUGUUGUUAUUGUUAAGUCUCUUUAAAAUGAUCGUUUAGUCUAGACUGAAGGCUUGUUUACUUGGCUUCUUUUAAAGAUCUGAACAGUUUCUCCGUUCUCCCAUUUGGUCAAUGAACCCACAAUGCCUUAUUUGUAUACAAAACUCAAGAGUCUGCUGCCUUUUCGGACUCCGCGUUCAGGUCACUUUGUUCCAAACCUCCAGUGUCUUGAAAGAGACUUGCAUUUUAUACAAAGUGGCAUUAUGUGUGGGAAGGACAUGAGAUGUUCACAGGUUAUCCUACGUUGCCCCCCAAAAACUUGCUGCAGUAACAGUUUCACCAACACCGUUUGAAACCCAGCCUCUUAUCAAAUACCUCUGAUGACUCCGGCGAUGUCUGUGCGAGAAGAGAACUGAUUGUCUUUGAAUGUGGAUGGUUCCGUGAAGAGAUCCCAAAACUGAUGCACAGUUCUCACCCUCAGCUCUUCUUCUUUCUUUGUCUGCUCUCUCUGAAAAAAAUAUUUAAAAUGUAAAUUAAAUGUUUUAUAAAUCUGU